UAAACUUCCCUAGCUGCUUCCGGGUUACUUUAUUGUCGGUGUUCAGAUUUAAACAAAGAUUACCAUCAAACCUUUAUGUUGACGACGAUUCAGACGGACAGGAAUGAGGACGUCCUCCAGAAGUUCAGAGCUCUUGCACCCAAUCAAAGGAUAAGAUCAUUAAUCUAGUACUGAACGCACAAGCUACAGCUAGCUAGCACUACAGUGCAUACAAUGUGGUGAGUAGUUGACGCAAAGAGAGCGAAAGACAAUAGUUGAACAGUUUUGAACAAAUUCAUUUCUUAAAAAUGAAGAAGCAAGAGAGCGAACUAGCUAUUUGUUGAAUUAAUUGCAGCUUUCACUUGUGCAGCUAACUCAAACAGAGGGAUGCUAUGUUAGCUAGCUGGCUAUAUCAAUCCAACACUGGAACUCUUCAAUGUCAAGGCAGGGUAAACUGAUUUGGACCGGACCACAUCAUCCCAGCCAUGGAGCGUGUAAUGGGGGGAGGGGUGCCGCUGGUCCUGGGUGGGCUGGGGCUGGUGCUGCUCUACCGGCUGCUCCAGAGGCUUCAACAGGGGACUACCAUCCAGGACACUGUAGUGGUUAUCACUGGAGCCAGCUCUGGCCUGGGGAGAGAGUGUGCUCGGGUGUUCCAUGCUGCCAAAGCAAGGCUGGUUCUGUGUGGCCGGGACAGAGCCAGGCUACAGGACAUAGUUCAGGAGCUCACCGCAGCAGACAGCCAGCGGCAGCAGAUGUACACCCCCUGUAUGGUCAUCUUUGACCUGUCCGACACAGCGGAGAUGGUUGCCAUGGCCGCAAAGGAGAUCCUGAGUUGCUACGGCCACGUGGACGUCCUCAUCAACAACGCCGGCAUCAGUCACCGCGGCAACAUCCUGGAGACGCACAUCUCCGUACAGAGGGACGUCAUGGACACCAACUACUUUGGGCCCAUAGCUCUAACUCAAGCCCUACUGCCCUCCAUGGUUCGCCGGCGCAGUGGACACGUAGUGGUCAUCAGCAGUGUCCAGGGGAAGAUUGCUAUCCCCUACAGAUCAGCUUAUGCAGCCUCCAAACACGCCACCCAGGCCUACUUUGACUGUCUGAGGGCUGAGAUGGAGCGCUACAAUAUCCAGGUGACAGUUGUCAGCCCUGGCUACAUCAGAACCAAUCUGUCUCUUAACGCUGUCACGUGGGAUGGCUCCAAAUAUGGAGUCCUGGAUAAGACGACAGCUUUGGGGCGGGAACCGAAAGAUGUGGCCCAAGAGGUCCUGAAGGCUGUCCGUCACAGGAGUAAAGAGGUCCUAUUGGCUGGGCCCCUGCCCACUCUGGCCAUCUACAUUCGCACCCUGUGUCCCGCUCUCUUCUUCAAAGUCAUGGCCUCUCGGGCCCGCAAGGAGCAGAAAUCCAAAGACGAGUGAGAAGUUGGAGAGGGGAUGUGGCAAAACUAUGGGAAUGGAUAAAUGAAUUAAUGCACACGAACUUGCAAAUGGAAAAGUUGUUUUGUUUUAAAGCCACAAUGUGUGAUGUGUAGUGUUUCAUUAGAUGAAAUAACUGGAAAUCUUACAAACUGCUGUUUCAACUUCAAGGUUAACAUCUUGCGAAGUGUUCAGGGUAGAUCACAUUAACAAUUAUGAUAUUGACGUGUAAUAAAAUUUCAUAACAACCUGAA
Molecule: messenger RNA, 1648 nt
Organism: Salmo salar (Atlantic salmon)
Lineage: Eukaryota; Metazoa; Chordata; Actinopteri; Salmoniformes; Salmonidae
Source: RefSeq, a predicted model, not a curated record